Messenger RNA from Triticum turgidum subsp. durum (durum wheat), 642 nucleotides. The record is from the annotation of a GenBank genome assembly. NCBI's taxonomy places the organism in Eukaryota, Viridiplantae, Streptophyta, Magnoliopsida, Poales, Poaceae.
AUGCCCAAUGGCACUUUAGAUGCACUCUUGCACUACUCUCAAAGCACAAGGCACUUCGGGUUAUUGGAGAGGAUAGGCAUAAUGCUUGACGUGGCUAUGGCAAUGGAGUAUCUGCACCAUGAGCACCACGAGGUGGUCUUGCACUGUGACUUUAAGCCAAGCAAUGUGUUGUUUGAUGAGGACAUGACCGUGCAUGUAGCAGACUUCGGCAUUGCAAGGUUGCUACUAGGUGAUGAAACCUCUGUGAUCUCUGCGACCAUGCCUGGGACUGUUGGGUACAUGGCACCAGAAUAUGGAUCGCUUGGAAAAGCAUCACGAAAGAGUGAUGUGUUCAGCUACGUCAUCAUACUCCUUGAAGUCUUCACUAAAGGGAGACCCACGGAUGCAAUUUUUGUUGGGAAUCUAACAUUGAGACAAUGGGUUUUUGAGACAUUCCCCGAUGACCUUGUUCAUGUUGUGGAUGGCGAUCUACUGCGAGGACCUUCUUCUAGCCGCCACCUGGAAGUCUUUCUUGUGCCAAUAUUCGAGUUGGGUUUGCUCUGCUCCUGCGACUCUCCCGACCAAAGGAUAACGAUGACGGAUGUGGUCGUGAAGCUGAAGAAGAUCAAAGUGGAGUAUACCAAAUGGAGUGCAACCCAAUGA